GCUUAGCUCGCGGAGUGAGCUGUCCGCAACAUUUUAAGUGAGAGCAAUGGCGCCGAAAAAGCUCACCACGGCGACCACCACCACAUUCUCUCACACGUUCUGCGCCGAAAACCCAAACAAGUUGGAUGAUGUGUACAAUGUAGAGAAGAAGCCGUUGGGCGAAGGCUCCUACGGACAGGUGUGCAAAGGGACGCACAAGGACACAGGUGCCGUGCGGGCGAUCAAGGCAAUCAACAGACAUAAGAUCGCGGACCCUGCGCGCUUCCAAGUCGAGGUGGACAUCCAGUCCUCCCUGGAUCACCCUAACAUCGUAAAGCUCUACGAGGUGUUCCAGGAUGCCAAGCGCUUCUACUUGGUCAUGGAGUUGUGUACUGGCGGGGAGCUCUUCGAGCGCAUCGUGGCGGAGUCCGAGAAGCACGACGGUGCUCGAGCCUUCGACGAGCGCGGCGCCGCGACCUACAUGCAGCAGAUCCUGGGCGCCAUGAGCUACCUGCACAAGAACAACUUUGUGCAUAGGGACAUCAAACCGGAGAACUUCCUGAUGCAGAACAACGAGCCCAACGCGGAGAUCAAGGUCAUUGACUUUGGUCUCGCCAAGCACUUUGUCCCGGGCUCGGGGAACGCCAUGAAGACCCGAGCCGGCACGCCCUACUAUGUGGCACCUCAGGUUCUGACCGGCGCCUACGAUGAGAAGUGUGACAUUUGGAGCUGCGGGGUGAUUUGCUACAUCCUUCUGUGCGGUUAUCCGCCGUUCUACGGUGAGAAAGACAAGGAGAUCCUGGCGAUGGUGAAGAAAGGCGACGUGAAGUUUGAUCCGGCGGACUGGUCCGAUGUGUCCAGCGAUGCCAUCGAGUUUAUCAAGCUGAUGCUGACCUAUGACCCACGCACAAGACCUACCGCGGGAGACCUGCUGACGCACAAGUGGUUGAGCACCUCGGCGAGCGUGCCCGUGGGCCGAGUAGCCAAGGACCUGGGCCACAAGCUGAAGCGGUUCCAGAGCAACUCGAGGAUGAAGAAGGUAGCGCUGACAUUAAUCGCGCAGCAGCUGAAAGAUGAUGACCUCAAGGAGCUUCGAGAGACCUUCAUCCAGCUGGACAAGAACAGGGAUGGGACUCUCAGCCUUGAUGAGAUUCAGAACGGCAUGAAGAUGGCGAAGGCGGACCUGCCUGACGACAUUGUGCAGAUCGUCAAGAACCUGGAUACCGAUGGCUCCGGCAACAUUGACUAUACUGAGUUCAUGGCAGCGACGCUGACCAAGAAGCAAUAUCUCAGGCGCGAGGUCAUGUGGGCGGCUUUCCGAGUCUUCGACACCAACGGCGACGGGGUGAUCACCAAGGAUGAGCUGGCGAAGAUCCUGAAGGAGGAAGACAAUAUGGCCUACAUUGAGAAGAUGGUGGAAGAUGUGGACCUCGAUUCCAACGGAGAGAUCAGUUUUGACGAGUUCUGCAAAAUGAUGGAGAAGGAUUCGGUGGGGCUUUUGGGCAGUGCUGCCAUGGCGGAGGGCCGGAUGCUGCCUGAGGUGUGAGCAUCGGUUCGGGUGGUAGAUUCCCGAUGCCGUACCCUGGUACCGAACCCUUAAAUCGGGGCGGGCAGUCUGGGCACUCGGCACUUGCCCUCAGGGAUGGCCAAACCUCGAUUCCCCAGCUGCGGUUCAGUCGUGCUGGGGAGCAUCCGCUCUGCGGAGGGGUGGGUUAUGCAUCGGCCUGAAGAUAUGUGCAGUGUAUGUCCGCAGAGAGGGUUGAAUCGGCCCCUGGUCUCACAACUGGCGCACAUGGCACUGGUUCCUGUCGCCCGCGCAAGACUGUGCAGGCAUUGAUACCUUUGACCGAAGCGUAGGACCCACCUGUGUCCCAGCCAGAUUCUAGGGACUUGAUA
This is a messenger RNA of Effrenium voratum, 1875 nucleotides long. The record is from the annotation of a GenBank genome assembly. Lineage: Eukaryota; Dinophyceae; Suessiales; Symbiodiniaceae.